Musca vetustissima is the source of this 954-nucleotide messenger RNA. RefSeq names its product CDK-activating kinase assembly factor MAT1 (gene Mat1). Gene Ontology annotation, biological process: nucleotide-excision repair; regulation of transcription by RNA polymerase II; positive regulation of cyclin-dependent protein serine/threonine kinase activity. The coding region runs from base 1 to 954 and encodes 317 amino acids. Gene Ontology annotation, molecular function: cyclin-dependent protein serine/threonine kinase activator activity. The record is from RefSeq and is a predicted model, not a curated record. NCBI's taxonomy places the organism in Eukaryota, Metazoa, Arthropoda, Insecta, Diptera, Muscidae. The transcript has a single exon. Gene Ontology annotation, cellular component: transcription factor TFIIH holo complex.
AUGGACGAUCAGGCUUGUCCACGAUGUAAAACCACAAAAUAUCGUAACCCGUCACUGAAGUUGAUGGUCAACGUAUGCGGGCAUACGUUAUGUGAAUCAUGUGUGGAUUUACUCUUCUUAAAGGGUUCAGGUUCCUGUCCUCAGUGUAAUGUCGCUCUCAGACGUAACAAUUUCCGUAUACAACUAUUCGAAGAUCCUAUGGUGGAAAAGGAGGUCGAUAUACGUAAACGCAUACUCAGGGAUUACAAUAAGAAGGAAGACGAUUUCAAUACACUACAAGAAUACAAUGACUAUUUGGAGGAAAUAGAGACCAUUAUAUACAACCUUUGCAACAAUAUCGACAUUAUUGGCACAAAUAAACGAAUCGAACAAUACAAAAAGGAUAAUCGUGAAAUAAUACAACGUAACCGUACCCGCAUGGGUCGUGAGGAAAUUGAACUGGAGGAAAUGUUAGAGCUGGAAAAGACACAGGAGGAAUUACGUCGCCAGGAAUUGUUAAAUCUCGAAGCUGAACAGAAAAAGAAGAAAGCUCGCGAGAAGGAAGCUCUGAUCGAUGAACUUAUGUGCAGUGGAAAGGAUGCAAAUGCCAUCGUUAAUGAAUUUGCUGUGAAAGUCGAGAAGCUGCGAGAAGAAGAAAAACAAUUACCACCACCACCCAAACCGGCAACACAAUUUUCAUCGGGUAUUAAAUUUGGUCGUUCGGCUGAUCAUCACUUUCUACCCGUUCCCAAAGUCGAAGAAGGUCCUGUCUAUAUUCACGAAAGACCUGUGUUAUAUAUGGAGGGGCCUGCAGCACCACCAGUACAAGAAAUUGAAAGUCGUGGCUAUAUGGCACAUGUUCGAGCGGAAAAUCUAACCGAACGGGCUGGUGGUUAUCGGGCUACAUAUGCCUGUCAACGAGCAUUGCUCGAAGCAAUGCAAGGUCUAUUUCAUGGUGCUGCCGUUACAAACUGA